Molecule: messenger RNA, 897 nt
Organism: Brenthis ino (lesser marbled fritillary)
Lineage: Eukaryota; Metazoa; Arthropoda; Insecta; Lepidoptera; Nymphalidae
Source: the annotation of a GenBank genome assembly
AUGCUUGUACGAUUGUUUUGUUUUGUUUUGUGCGUGACUGUCAGUGCUGGGGAUACAUCGAGUAAGACUUUGAUUAGAGUAAGUGAUGAAUAUUAUGCUUAUGGACAACAUCCAGGUAUUCAGACGCCGCCAUGUAGAGAUUGCAGCUGUGGAGAACGCAACGAAGAGCCUAGAGUGGUAGGCGGUACUGAAUCUCAAGUGAACGCAUUUCCAUGGAUAGCUCGUCUAAUCUACAUGAACUCCUUCGGCUGUGGAGCAUCAUUAAUUAAUGACAGAUAUGUUAUUUCAGCUGCACAUUGCGUUAAAGGUUUUAUGUGGUUUAUGUUCCGAGUGAAAUUCGGUGAGCAUAACCGGUGCGAGGUCCAACGUAUGCCCGAAACUCGAUAUUUGGUGAAAAUGUACGUGCAUAAUUUCACAUUAACUGAAUUAACAAAUGAUAUCUCAUUGCUACAGUUAAAUGAACCUAUGGACUAUUCAUAUGCGAUAAGACCUGUGUGUUUACCUAAGGAUUCUCAAAACUUAUACGUUGGGUCAACAGCAACUGUGGCGGGGUGGGGGGCCACUGCGGAGACUGGCAACUGGUCUUGCACUUUGAUGGAGGCACAACUACCAGUUCUUAGCAAUGAGCAAUGUCAGAACACGAAAUAUAAUAAAACGAAGAUCAAAGAUGUGAUGAUGUGCGCUGGUUAUCCCGCAACAGCUCAUAAGGAUGGUUGUACGGGCGACAGCGGUGGACCUUUGAUAGUUGAAAAUGCAGAGCAUGCUUAUGAAUUAGUCGGUAUUGUAUCGUGGGGUUAUGGAUGUGCUCGGAGGGGAUAUCCAGGUGUUUACACGAGGAUGACAAAAUAUAUCGAUUGGAUUUUAGAAAUCACAAGAGAUGCCUGUUACUGUGACGAU